AUGGCCAUUCCCGUUCGUCCUGAGAUUAAGGCAGAGCUUUCUGAGAUUCUACAGGCUUUUAUUUUGAAUAUCGGCUAUGAAUCUGCUCCUCUGAAACUAUAUCCUGCAGUCGAAGAUCAAGUGAAGCUGCAUUUCAAGGAUAACGGAUUCUCAGAUGAAUUUAUUUCAAAGAUCGAGCCACAGAUCAAGCCUAGCGUCGGAAUCGCAACCACUGCCUUUCAAAUGACCCCCUUCGAUAUACAAUGCACGGUGGCAAUCUUCACUACUUAUUGUCUCAUCAUCGAUGAUUCUGCCCAUGGCCUCGAGUUCAAGCAACACCUAAAGCGAUUCAGUAUUUGCCUACUGACCCGACAGCCUCAAGAAAGCCCGGUUCUCGAGAGUAUGGGAGAGUUCCUGAGCUCAUUCCAUUCUAUCUUCGGUCAAUUUUCUGGCGACAUGAUCAUCAAGGACACACUGCAGUUUAUCAGCGCAUGUUACGCAGAGGCCGAGAGCGAGAACCUGCAGUUCCCUGCAGAAGCACAUCUAUUCCCUAGCUACUUGCGUCUGAAAGUCGGCGUAGCCGAAGCCUACUCCUUUAUGCUGUUCCCGAUUGCACAAUUCUCCGAAGCCGAAUGCCUCCGAUACUGUCUACCGCUCAUACCAUAUUUGAUAUGGGUUUUCAACUGGAUAAAUGACAUUAUGUCAUUCUACAAAGAACUGGUUGAGACGGACCAUUUUAAUUUCGUCGCGAACUCGGCCCGGUGUAAAGGGCAGACUCAGAUCGAGUUUCUGAGGAAGCUUUGUGAUGAUACAAGUGACGUGAUCCGGACCUUGCGCACGCUUGGGAAGACUCAUCCCAGGCUAUCUAAGGCCGUUGAGGCUUUUGUUUCUGGUUAUGUUACGUAUCAUCUGACGCAGACACGGUAUCGAUUGGAGGAUUUAGAUUUGUCACCCGUUUCCGAUGCUAGAGAAUGGUCGAAAGCUGUGAUUGUGAGCAGAGAAUAA
Messenger RNA from Penicillium robsamsonii, 984 nucleotides. RefSeq names its product Trichodiene synthase. NCBI's taxonomy places the organism in Eukaryota, Fungi, Ascomycota, Eurotiomycetes, Eurotiales, Aspergillaceae. The record is from RefSeq and is a predicted model, not a curated record. Gene Ontology annotation, molecular function: carbon-oxygen lyase activity, acting on phosphates. Bases 1 to 984 code for a protein of 327 amino acids. The transcript has a single exon.